Capra hircus (goat) is the source of this 5232-nucleotide messenger RNA. It is a transcript of the gene WAC, whose product is annotated as WW domain containing adaptor with coiled-coil. The transcript has 14 exons. Gene Ontology annotation, molecular function: RNA polymerase II complex binding; chromatin binding. Lineage: Eukaryota; Metazoa; Chordata; Mammalia; Artiodactyla; Bovidae. Gene Ontology annotation, biological process: positive regulation of TORC1 signaling; regulation of autophagy. The record is from RefSeq and is a predicted model, not a curated record. Gene Ontology annotation, cellular component: nucleus. The coding region runs from base 355 to 2160 and encodes 601 amino acids.
GCAGCGCAGCCGCCCUUAUUUAGUCCGCGAUGGCUCCUCGCACGCCCCACCGGCCUCCUCCCAUAGACGCUGCCCGCCCCGCGCAUCCCGGGGCCCCCGGGACCAGCCUCGGGCGGCUCCCCGAGCCCGACUACCCCUAAACCGGAACGGCGGCGGCCGAAAGGGCGCGUGCGGACCGGUAGCGGCGACCGGAAAGAGCGGACGGGUCGCGAGGAGACGAGCCAGGCCGCGGAGGAAGAGGAGGGCCGCGACGAGCCGAGCUGUCACGACCGGCGGGGGGACGCGCAGCCUUACCAGGCACUUAAGUAUUCAUCGAAGAGUCACCCCAGUAGUGGUGAUCACAGACAUGAAAAAAUGCGAGACGCCGCAGAUCCUUCACCACCAAACAAAAUGUUGCGGAGAUCUGAUAGUCCUGAAAACAAAUACAGUGACAGCACAGGUCACAGUAAGGCCAAAAAUGUGCAUAUUCACAGAGUUAGAGAGAGGGAUGGUGGGACCAGUUACUCUCCCCAAGAAAAUUCACACAACCACAGUGCUCUUCAUAGUUCAAAUUCACAUUCUUCUAAUCCAAGCAAUAAUCCAAGCAAAACUUCAGAUGCACCUUAUGAUUCUGCAGAUGACUGGUCUGAGCAUAUUAGCUCUUCUGGGAAAAAGUACUACUACAAUUGUCGAACAGAAGUUUCACAAUGGGAAAAACCAAAAGAGUGGCUUGAGAGAGAACAGAGACAAAAAGAAGCAAACAAGAUGGCAGUUAAUAGCUUCCCGAAAGAUAGAGAUUACAGAAGAGAGGUGAUGCAAGCAACAGCCACUAGUGGGUUUGCCAGCGGAAUGGAAGACAAGCAUUCCAGUGAUGCCAGUAGUUUGCUCCCACAGAAUAUUUUGUCUCAGACAAGCAGACACAAUGACAGAGACUACAGACUGCCAAGAGCAGAGACUCACAGUAGCUCUGCGCCAGUACAGCACCCCAUCAAACCAGUGGUGCAUCCAACUGCUGCCCCAAGCACUGUUCCUUCUAGUCCAUUUACGCUACAGUCUGAUCACCAGCCAAAGAAAUCAUUUGAUGCUAAUGGAGCAUCUACCUUAUCAAAACUGCCUACACCCACAUCUUCUGUCCCUGCUCAGAGAACAGAAAGAAAAGAAUCUACAUCAGGAGACAAGUCUGUAUCACACCCUUGCACAACUCCUUCCACAUCUUCAGCCUCUGGACUGAACCCCACGUCUGCACCUCCAGCAUCCGCUUCAGCAAUUCCUGUCUCUCCUGUUCCACAGUCACCAAUACCUCCAUUACUUCAGGACCCAAAUCUGCUUAGACAGUUGCUUCCUGCUUUGCAAGCCACACUGCAACUUAAUAAUUCUAAUGUGGACAUAUCCAAAAUAAAUGAAGUUCUUACAGCAGCUGUGACACAAGCCUCAUUGCAGUCUAUAAUUCACAAGUUUCUUACUGCUGGACCAUCUGCUUUCAACAUAACUUCUCUGAUUUCUCAAGCUGCUCAGCUCUCCACACAAGCCCAACCAUCCAAUCAGUCUCCAAUGUCUUUAACAUCUGACGCAUCAUCCCCACGAUCGUAUGUGUCUCCAAGGAUAAGCACACCCCAGACAAACACAGUCCCCAUCAAACCUUUGAUCAGUACUCCUCCUGUUUCAUCACAGCCAAAGGUUAGUACUCCAGUAGUUAAGCAAGGACCAGUUUCACAGUCGGCCACACAGCAGCCUGUAACUGCUGACAAGCAGCAAGGUCAUGAACCUGUCUCUCCUCGAAGCCUUCAGCGCUCAAACAGCCAGAGAAGUCCGUCACCUGGUCCAAAUCACACGUCUAGUAGUAAUGCAUCAAAUACAGCAGUUGUACCACAGAACUCCUCUGCCCGACCUCCGUGUUCACUAACACCGACGCUUGCAGCACACUUCAAUGAAAAUCUCAUCAAGCACGUUCAAGGAUGGCCUGCAGAUCAUGCGGAGAAGCAGGCAUCAAGAUUGCGAGAAGAAGCCCAUAACAUGGGAAGCGUUCAUAUGUCAGAAAUUUGUACUGAAUUAAAAAAUUUAAGAUCUUUAGUCCGAGUAUGUGAAAUUCAAGCAACUUUGCGAGAGCAAAGGAUACUAUUUUUGAGACAACAAAUUAAGGAACUCGAAAAGCUAAAAAAUCAGAAUUCCUUCAUGGUGUGAAGAUGUGAAUAAUUGCACAUGGUGUUGAGAACAGGAACUGUAAAUCUGUUGCCCAGUCUUAACAUUUUUGAGCUGCAUUUAAGUAGACUUUGGACCGUUAAGCUGGGCAAAGGAAAUGACAAGGGGUCGGGGUCUGUGAGAUUCACUUCAGGGGAAAGAUACAAGAUUGAUUUGUAAAACCCUUGAAAUGUAGAUUUCUUGUAGAUGUAUUCUUCACGUUGUAAAUAUGUUUUGUAGAGUGAAGCCAUGGGAAGCCAUGUGUAACAGAGCUUAGACAUCCAAAACUAAUCAAUGCUGAGGUGGCUAAAUACCUAGCCUUUUACAUGUAAACCUGUCUGCAAAAUUAGCUUUUUUAAAGAAAAAUUUGGGGGGUUAAUUUAUCAUUCAGAAAUCUUGCAUUUUCAAAAAUUCAGUGCAAGCGCCAGGCGAUCUGUGUCUAAGGAUGCGAUUUUGAACCAUAUGGGCAGUGUACAAAAUAUCAUGAAACAACUGUUUCCACACUUGCACCUGAUCAAGAGCAGUGCUUCUCCAUUUGUUUUGCAGAGAAAUGUUUUUCAUUUCCCGUGUGUUCCAUUUCCCUCUGAAAUCCUUGAUCUGAUUUUAUUCAUUUUUUAAGGCUCCUCUUUUUCUCCUUUCUUAAGGCACUGUUGCUAUGGCACUUUUCUAUAACCUUUUCAUUCCUGUGUACAGUAGCUUAAAAUUGCAGUGAUUGAGCAUAACCCACUUGUUUGUAUAAAUUAUUGAAAUCCAUUUGCACCCUGUAAGAAUGGACUUAAAAGUACUGCUGGGCAUGUGUGCUGAAAGUACAUUGAUUGCUCAAAUAUGAGGAAAUGGCCCAAUGAACAUGGUUGUGGGAGGGAAGAGGAAACAAAGCUAGUCAGAUGUGAAUUGUAUCUGUUGUAAUAAACAUGUUAAAAGAAACAAAAAUUGUUAUUUUUCUUUACCUUCGGUCAAUGCAUAUUAGAAUUUGAACUACCUGGGGAUUCUUUAUCAAAACUAUUCUUGUUGAACGUUUAUACUUCAUUGAAAUAAUUCCUUAAGGGAGGUUUUGUUUAAAGCAUAUUAACAGGAAAAUGUGUAUAAGACUAUUUAAUGAAAUAAGAAAUUCAACAAGAACAAUUAAGUCACUUCCCAAGUGGUUGUCAUUUGUUAAAUCCCUGGUUUACCUGUCUUGCUAUUAUGACAUUUCAUUUUGAAGGAUGUUUGUGUUGUAGCUAACUGUUCAAGUCUGGUGCUGACUGCUGUUCUUAGCCAUCACAAAACGCUAAAUUUGUGUAAUUGGAGCUUCCUGCUGUUACCUGGAGAUGGUGGGAAAGCUCAGCUUUGUAUAUUGUUUCCUAAAGUAUAUUAAAAUAAAAAAAGAAACUAUUGCUACUAUAAAAUUACCUUGGCUUUUUUUUUCUUUGCUAAAGUAUUGGUCUCGUGGCCUUAGCAUGACACUGCCAGUAUUAAAUCAGAUCACAAGGGUUUCUUUAUGCAGAAAAAUCUCCUAAUUCAAAAUCUUAUCCGAUUUAGAGACUUUUUUUCCUGUUGAGGCAGAUGCAUUCAUGUGCUUUCAGAACUGCCAGCACCAAGGGCUUAUUUUGUGAUGUUAGACAUUGUUGCUACAUUCUGGGAUGCAAAAAUUCAAAAUGCUCUUGUGCUUUAAGCAUAUUUAAAGUAUAGAAGAUAAUGCUCAGACUUCUUAAUACAUUUAAAAAGGUAAAUUGUGAUAGUAUGGUUGAUAUUUUCUAAAUACAAAAAUAUUCCAGUGUAAUUAAGAAUUAAGAUCAUACUGGAAACUGACUUUUUUUAUUGUAACUUGAGGAUAAAAUGUAAAAAAAGACAAAUGUCAUAAAUUACAUCGUCAUGAAAUGUUAAUACCUGUGAGAUUGUUAAUAUUUGCUGGGCUUGAUUAGUGCAUGUACAUGAAAUUCGGAAGAGCUCUGUUAAGUUAGAACCCUUACUGAUGUAGUCCUGUGUCUUUUCUGGAAAGAUGAUGGGGUAGGCAGAUAUUUCCCCAUCAGAUAGCAGCUUGGCUUGUGGUUUAAGGUAACUUUGAAUUUAAUUUGCUAAUUGUCUAUUGAUCUGUAUCACCUUAUUCGUUGGACUUCUAAAAAGUGUUUUUAUCCCUAAAUUAGGAAUUGCUCAUAUAUAUAUAUAUAUACAUAUGAGAAGAUGCCUAAUUUGAAAUUUCCCAGUGAAUUUUUAAACAAAAAUUUUGUGGAAAUAUUUUUACAAUAUUUGAUUCACUUAUUCUGUAGUGAAUUAUUUUAAAUACUGCACUUUAAUACUAAUACAGACUUGGUGUCCAGCUACUUUCUUGAGGUAACCAGGGGAUAUUUAUUAAAAUAGGUAUUAUACCCCUCCAGAAUAUCCUUUAUUUGUCCUGUUGCCAUGGCUUUGAGCAUGUAUCUCAUUUUGUGGACACUGUGGUUCAGAGAAUUGGAGAAUAGAGAUACAAAUUGCCCCUAGGAAACCUCGGGAUUUUAUUUUAAAAGGGACAUGAGUAGUGUUACAUUCAAAUCUUAAAAAGUGAUGUAAUAAAAUAUUCUGUGAAGGUGGGUCUGUUAGAAAGUCUUAGCCUUGAAGAGCCAGCCUCCAAUUUUUCCCUUUGUUUUCUGCUUAACUAAUUUGACUAACCUUUAAUUUGAUAACGGGCUGUACUGCCAGACUUUAAGCACACUGAAAACUCUGUGUCAGCCUUUUUUUAAAAGACAUUAUGCUGCUUUUAAUAGCCCAAAUGAGUGAUUUUUAUCUUCCAGAUUUUAUAUAUCUGCUUCAUAAUUGUAAAAUAUUGGAAAGGAGGUGCUUAACACUUUGCAAAGAAUUAAUUGUUAACCCAUGUCAGAAACAAUCUGUUCUCUUUAAACACAACCUUUAAGGGAUUAUUUCAAAGGGGAGGGGGCAGGGGGCAAAGUCAUUCACUGCAAACCAGAACUAUUGUAGUUCAGGACUUAAAGCUACUGUAUUUAGAUGUGGGGUUUGAAUAUACGGAUUUCUUUUCAAUAACUGUAAAUAUGGCUAUAUUCUUGUAUUUGUACUGGAGUGUACAAAAUGACACUGAAAAGUAAUAAAUAUGUUUUGACUAUA